Messenger RNA from Mesorhabditis spiculigera, 1125 nucleotides. NCBI's taxonomy places the organism in Eukaryota, Metazoa, Nematoda, Chromadorea, Rhabditida, Rhabditidae. The record is from the annotation of a GenBank genome assembly.
AUGAAACGCGCCGGCUAUCGUAACCUUUGCAAGCUGUUUUCUGCGGCUGCAACGAAAAAAGGCUCGCUGACGUCCCAAUCGGUUAGGGCAGUAUCCAUCUCCAAGCCCUUCCACAACUACUACAAUAUGGGUCGCCAAAAGUACAGUCUGGAUGAUAAGCACGGCAGUCGGGCCGAAAACGCCGAUAAAUUUGCCGAACGGGUCGAGCACUUCUACACGUUCAAGGACAAGGGAUCGGAUGUUUUUGAAUCUUCUAAUCUCUCGACAGUCCGCGGGGCUGCUGUGCACGCUGCUUACGGUGGCCUCAUUUUUUCGCAGGCGCUCUGUGCCGCCGAGAAGACCGUCGGCGAGCAGUUCAAGCCACACGCGACGCACUCGUUUUUUAUUCUAAACGUGGACACCCGAAUUCCGGUGGAGUACCGCGUACGCCGACUCCGUGACGGUCGAUCCUUCUGCACGCGUACCGUGGAGGCGGUGCAGAACGGAAAAGUGGCCUACUGUCUGCAAGUGUCUUUCCAUGUGAACGAGCCCGAAUCAGUCAUUCAUGAAGCCAAAAUGCCGCAAGUUGCCGCCCCCGAAGACUGUCCGACGAAUCGUGAUUUUGCCAUUUUUACUCUUGAUCAGGUGAAAGCCGGAGAGGUUACUGUAACCGAGAUGCAGCGGCAGCGGCUUGAGUUCCAGGCAACUUACGAUCCGGAUGGGGAUCUUUUUGAUAUCCGUUGCGUCGACCCUGGUGCGUAUCUUGGCAUUGCGGAAUCGUCAACUUCCCCUGGCACCAUCUGUUUUUGGAUGAAAACUCAGUAUCCCGUCCCGUCAGAAGCUAGCGAACGGAUGCAUCGGUAUUUGUUGGCGUUCACUUCGGACUCGGUGCAGGCGACGUCUUCAUAUUUGCCACAUUUGGUAAAUGACUUCCAAGUCUCGAUGCUCUUCUCCCUGGACCAUUGUGUCUGGUUCCAUCAGCCCAUCGUCAAAACCGACGAAUGGAUGCUUUUUGAGAGCUCUUCCAGCAAAGCGAAGGGUUCCCGCGGAUUCACGACCGGCCGUCUCUGGAGCGCCGACGGCCAGCUGAUCAUGUCGGUGUGCCAGGAGACGCUCAUUCGGAGCAACGGCAGCGUGUCCAAGCUU